AUGGCCGUUAAUGGAAAAAGCAGGCGAAGCUGUAAGAUGGGAUUCCCACCAUGCUGGAGAUGUCGUAGACGACGACGGCGGCGGCGGCGCCGCGGUAGUACAUGGGGGCCAAGCUGUGGUAGCGCUCCUGCCCCGCCGUGUCCCAGAUGUCAAACUUGACGGUGCCUUCAUUGAGAGACAAGGUCUGGGAGAAGAAGGCCGCCCCAAUGGUUGACUCCUGCAGAUGAAGUCAACCACCGCUGCCGUUGACUUCAUGCACGCUGAGCCGUGUAGAGAGGAGAGGGGGACGGAUAGCGUGGGAGAUACCUGGUGGUCGUGGAACUGGCCCUUGACGAACCUGAGGACGAGGCUGGUCUUCCCGGUGCCCAUAUCGCCGAGCAGCACCUGCGGAGAUCGACAGGCGGCUGUGUUUUCAGAAAUUGAUCCAGUGGACCUUCGACGUGGACAGUAGAAGGUUACAGAUUAUUAUUCCUUUUUUAGAGAGGAGUUAGAGAGAGAAUAUGGAGAUUUCGAAUGGGAUGAACGAUCUCGUGUUGAAAUGGAUCGGAAUUUUUCGAUCAACGCUUCCUCCAUUCAUGUUGCAAUAUUGAAAGUUUUAGAGAGAGAUUAACGAUAAUAACCAAAGCCAUGCAUCGUCUAUCUCUCUCUUUCUUUCUCUCUCUCUCACACACACACGCUCUCUCUCUCUCUCUCUCUAACCCCAUGUCGCCGAGGAGCACCUACGGAGAUCCAAAGGCGGAUGAGUUUUUAGAAAUUGAUCCAGAAGGCCUUCGACGUGGAGAUUACAAGGUUUCAGAGUUCUUUAGAAGUGCCCAAGAGAGAAGAAUGUGGAGAUUCCGGACGAGAAAAUGGAUGGGAAUUUUUCUGAUCAACCUCUUCCUCCAUUCAUGUUGAAAUAUUUAGAGAGAGAUUAACAAUAACACCCAAAGCCACGCAUCCUCUCUCUCUCUCUCUCUCUUCUCCCAAACAAAGCGGAAUCUGAACAGCCACAGAUAUGCGAAGGAUAAAAGGAGGACAUACCCACCAGCUUGGCCUGUACAUUAUUUUCCGACCUCGCCAUCCUCAGAAAACCAGACCCACCGGGAAGGAGCAGGAGCAGGAGCAGGAGCAGAACCCGACAGAGGAAGGAGGAAAGGAAGAAGAAAGGAAGAAAGACGAAAGUGAGAGAGGUAAGAGGCCUCUCCUGGCCUCUUUUCUAUCUGCGUUUCUGAGACGAGAAUGUUAGGUUUCCGACGAAGCCGUUGACUGGCAGAUGCCAGCGGAAGUCAAGAUCCGGACCGUUUGCAACCAUCACCGACGAACCGAGACGAACCCGUGAGGAGUUACUAAAAAAAGAUCAAAAGAUCAUGCUUCUGAUUAUACUCACCCACCAAGAAUCCAGACCCAUUUGUUCACGAUGACCACAAAUGACUAAAAACCCUUCCUUUAUCAGGCUGGAAGAUGACCCAGAACGUCACGUCAGGCGGUGCUCCUCGCAGGAGUGCUGGCGUAGGUGAUCUUCCACAACUCCAGGUCCUCCCCUCCAUCAUACCCUUGCAGGUAGCAGGGGACCGAAGCAAGGUCGAUCUGAUGGCCCACAAAGCGCGGCAAUGAUGACGUGGCCCCAAGUUGACCGCAUUCUGGCACGUGGCAACACAGGACAAGACGAUCCGGUGGGUCACACCUCCCGGUCAGCGAGGCAUCCAAAAAUGGAACUGUAAAAUGCUCAAUGAUGUCAAAGGACCAACACCAACCCAUGAACACAGCCAAUCAAAAAAUGACACGUGGAGAAACAGUGGGAAAAAAACCGACCUUCUUCAUCUCUGAAAUAGCUUCGGAAAUGCUGAUACCCAUUUGCGACGACGUUGAGAUCAUCGAGACUGAAAUUAUACCUCUUCUCCAACGCCAAGUAGAGUACCUGAAAAGGAAAGGUAUAGAAAAGAUUACCACCCUUUUCUCCCACUUUCAUGGAAGACAAUGUGGCUGCUGCUGCUUCUCUGCUCCUCUACCUUCUCAGAGCCUCGAGACAUUAAUCCCUCCACAAUGCCGAAGAACAAGUCGGUCAGCUCAUCGCUGUAGAUCACGUCGGCGGCCAACAGCACAGAGACACCCUCAGCUUCCUCAAUCUCCGCAGAGCUCCACGAAUACCUGGACCUGGGUUACACCAUCCAUUCAAUCAGAGAGCCCGCCUGCUGAAAGAAGCCUAGUUCACAAGGGCUCAUCCUCUUCCUGCCCUUCACAGCAUACAAAACAAGAGAGAGAAAGUAAUUUGAAAGAUGACUGCAGCUCCCUGGUUCAGAGGACGCACUGCUCCACAGUCGGCGGCCACCCCUUUCCCCAAUCAACCUCGCGCAGACAAACUGCAGCCGCGCCAUGGUUGAAUGCGGCGGAGUUCAGACGAACAUUGGUAGCACAGUUGUCGAGGAUUUCAGCAGUCCUGUCUGUAGAAUGCCGGGUCAAGAAAUGCAAUCAUUUUUCAAUGAAACUUAUUUCUGAUCUUGCUGCUUCCUUCCACAUCAUCCAAUUAGGUUCCUACCAAAGGCUGGGGAUGUUUGAAUGGAAUGGGAAAUAUAUGGGCAUAGUUUCCUAGCAAUUGGAUCCAUCUUGACAUGUUCAUUCAUAAAAGGGGGAGAUGUCGAAUGAUAAGAGUAAGUAUCGAAAGGGAUGAUCCACAAGUAGCAUACCUGUUAAGAAAACCCUCCUAGAAAUACGUGCAAGUAGAAUACCCACAAAGCCUGUUCAAAGACCACCUUUUAGACAAAAAGAUCUACAAACAACAUGGAAAGUUACGGAUUUGGCAGCCAGAUAUUGAUUCAAUAUGAAUUGCAUAAAAAUACAUUCUUACAACAAGCUUUUAGUAUGAUAUGAUGUCUUAAUAUGGAUAAAAUCUCCACUAUAGAAAGAAAGAAAGAAAAAAAAGGAAAAAUCUGCUAAGACUUAAUAUGAUGUCUGAUUCCAAUGGUGCUUGAGAAUUCUGCAGCAUGGAACAUCUCUUGUUCCAAUGACGCAAGUAAAAAUCUGCUAAGACACUAUAGAUAUAUAAAUACACAUCUCCAAAUUGAGCAAUGCUGUGAGUAUUUUCUUUCUCUCCACUGAGUUUUGGGGCUUUAUAGUUGAUAAAAAAGAUUUUUUUAUUCAUUAAAAAAUCAUCUUCAAGGGCCAUUCAUCUCAUGCACCUGAGUAAAUCCAUUAUGCAACGACAAAAAAAAAAAAAAAAAAAAACGAAAUGGUCAUCAGUUUUAAAACACCAUCGAUCUCACCUGUUCCAGCUCCAAGUUCUAACGCGGUAAUGCCAUCAAAUUCAGAUGAUGUGGCAGUAACAUGCACAACGAAGUCAGCCAACACCAUUGCUGCUUUCCACACCUAAUAUGAAACUGGAAAUUAUUAAAAUUUGAACUUUUGGAUCAUUUUAAACGCAAAUACUACCUGCAAUCCAACGUCUGGUAUGGUGGACGUUAUCCUAUGCUGGAUGGCCACUUCGUAGCUCUUGCAAGUCUCUCCAUGCAUGCAUAUGGUAUUAUUUCAAACAAUAAUGUUAGAUGCUCGAAAGUUCAUUUGAUGGUGCACAGAGGCAUUGAAAUAAUCUGAUACAAAAUAAUCAACAUAACAGCAUUAAUCUGGAAAGUAAAAUAUCACAAAAAAUAACUAACCAUAAAUGAGUGUCCGAAAGAAAGCACCAAUGGGAAAGGAAGUACUAACCAUAAUCAUAUACAGCACAUCAUCUAUAUUGCAUUGAUUGAUCACCCAAUAUGCCCGAACAAGAGGCAAAGACACCAAGAACAAGACAUGAUUCUUAUUUCCCUACGGUUUUCUUGAUGUGUAAGUGCUUCUUCAGAUUGAGUGUAAGAUUGAUUGCCACAAGUCAUCUAUUUUUAUCAUAUUGACCGAAGGAAUGUAUCCUUUCUGGGAACUAAAUAUGGCAAUGUGGGCCGUCCGACCAGUUAAGCCGAGAAGAAUCCAUAUGUUAGCAGAGGAAACUCCAAGUAGAGACUAGUGUGGGGCCAAUCCUCCACUGAUGCGCGAAGUGUGGAUAGACAUGUGAAAAGAAAAUGAGAUGAGUAGAAGGAAGAUGAAAUGACGCAGGAGAAGAUCAGCCAGUCCAAGUUUUUUCCUUCCUUUAUGGCUUACUAGCUGGGAUCCAAGAAGCUAGGCACUUGGCUUUACCCCCUGGCUCGGUCUCUUCACUGAAUUUGGCUUCAGGUAAGGAGCGUAAUGAUCGAUUAUGGAGCUCAGAUUUAGGUCUUGGAUGGGGAUUUCAGCUUUGCAUGAACUCAAGCUUCUGAGAAUGUGGAUUUUGAGAAGAUUCUACUUAACCCGAUGUGCCUGAGACUCUACAUAUGGCUUUGGUUCUCCGACUGGAUGCUGAUCAUGGCUGACCAUCUACUUCUUGACAAUCUGAGCUUCAGCGGAAUUAACGUGCUGCUGCAGGGCAUUCAUUAACGGAUUGUUCUUCAAAAGAUCCAGAGUCAACGUACAGCUACAAGACCGGAUAAGCUAAGCAGUGGGCUUUAUUCCGGCUUGGGCUAUUAAAUGAAUUUGGGUUCAGGUAAGGAAAGUAAUGAUCGAUUAUUGAGUUAGGAUUUGGGACUUGGAUGGGAGUUUCCAGCUUUAGAUGAGCUCAAGCUGCUGAGAAUGAGGGUUCUGAGAAGAUUCUGCUUGACACCGUUGUGCCCCAGACUCUAAAUGGGGCUUCGGUUCUCUCCCUGGAUGGUGGUCAUGGUUGAGACCAUCUACUUUCUGACAAUAUGAAUUUCGGCGGAGUCAACGCACUGCUGCAGGACAUCCAUUAACGCAUUGUUUUCCAAAAGAUUCAGAGAUUCUGGCUAUAAAAUUGUCCCUACAUUAUUCGCCCAUAACCCGAAAUUUAUAUCAUAAGAGGGCUAUGGAUAUUGGAGAAUUACUCCGUCGUCUGGGAAGAACGAGAUCUCCAUCUUCGUCCAAGCUCUGCGCUUGGACUGAUGCGCCCUUUCUAGCUUCAAGUGCACCAUCUUCGUCCUCUUCUAUCAAGAAAAUUUUAGAAAAUAGGGUAAAUAUGAAACUAAAUGAAGAACAUGAAUAGAAUGUAGAUGAGCUGAUAAACCCUCAAUCUGCGCCAGUCGAGUAAAGGGUGCCGAUGAUCCUAGAGAAACAUCUGACAAAGCAUCUUCGCACCGAAAAAUCCCUCCUCAGGCCCUUGAAGACGGACUCCACCGUUGAAGGUCCCAGUGCCUCGGAGGGAGGAGGGAGAGAAGAGAGGGAGGGGGGAUUAUACCUGAUGAGCAAGGGAGGGAGAAGGUGAAGCGGGAGACGAAGGGCCCGGAGUAGUGAGGUGGGCAGCCGAGGUGCACCUCGCUCAUGACCUCGUCCCCCUCCAGUGUUUCUGCUGCCGCGAUGUCAUGGCUUCCUCCUCCCAUGAGGUUCGGGUUCCUCUCUGA
Spirodela intermedia is the source of this 5393-nucleotide messenger RNA. NCBI's taxonomy places the organism in Eukaryota, Viridiplantae, Streptophyta, Magnoliopsida, Alismatales, Araceae. The record is from the annotation of a GenBank genome assembly.